Molecule: messenger RNA, 693 nt
Organism: Geodia barretti
Lineage: Eukaryota; Metazoa; Porifera; Demospongiae; Tetractinellida; Geodiidae
Source: the annotation of a GenBank genome assembly
AUGCCCGUUGACAGUGCAGACAUAGUAGUGAUCGGGGGCGGCGUUUCUGGCCUGAGUUCGGCCUAUUUCCUGGCCAGGGCGGGCAAGGAUGUCGUGGUAGUCGAGAAAGGGACCGUGGGCGGCGAGGCCUCCGGGCGAAACGGCGGGAUGAUCAGCGAGCGGAUUGACGAGCCGGCGCUGAUACCGAUGGGCGUAGAGUCUGUGAGGCUAUGGGAGACGCUGCACGAUGAGUUGGGCUAUCCCACCGAGUUCAUACAGCAGGGCAGGCUCCAGGUCGCCGUGUCGGAAGAGGAGAUGGGCGAACUCUUCUCGGAACGGGACCAAGCGCUUCGCCACGGCGUAAGUGUAGACCUGCUUGACCCUUGGGAGAUUCGGGACAUGAUUCCCGGGCUCUCGGAAAGGACGCUCGGCGGGAUGUUUUCCCCCAAUGCCGGCCACGCCAAUCCCCAACGGUCGGUCCAGGCAUUUGCGUGGGCUUUUCAAGACAGAGGGGGCAGGCUUUACCAGAACACCGCCGUCACGGGCAUCCAGGUCGCCGACGGCAGGGUCACGUCGGUAGAGACGACCGCCGGUACCAUCGUGGCCGAUGUGGUGGUCGCCGCUGCCGGGCCCCAGACCGCGCUGAUGGCGGAGAUGGUGGGCGUUCACGUACCCGUGGCGCCGGCAAGGGUUGAGAUACUGGCGACCGCAUAG